Molecule: messenger RNA, 276 nt
Organism: Rotaria sp. Silwood2
Lineage: Eukaryota; Metazoa; Rotifera; Eurotatoria; Philodinida; Philodinidae
Source: the annotation of a GenBank genome assembly
AUGACGUCAACUCAGAAUACAAAGACAAUCAUAUCUACUGUCGAAUGUUAUGAUGCUUGGUCAAAUACAUAUGAUUCUGAUGGAAAUAUUCUACAAUUACUUGAUGAUGCUGCAUUCGACGAAAUAGCUCGGCCUCUUCUUAAUUCUGUUAAUCAACAUAGUACGACACAAAUUUGUUGUGAAUUAGGAUGUGGUACAGGACGUAAUACAACGAAAAUGUUAAAUGCUGGAUGGUCUGUUUUUCUCCUAUUCAUAUACAGUGGAGUGCAAAAAUAA